This is a messenger RNA of Meyerozyma guilliermondii ATCC 6260, 657 nucleotides long. RefSeq names its product Bud21p (gene BUD21). The transcript has a single exon. Gene Ontology annotation, biological process: rRNA processing. The coding region runs from base 1 to 657 and encodes 218 amino acids. NCBI's taxonomy places the organism in Eukaryota, Fungi, Ascomycota, Pichiomycetes, Serinales, Debaryomycetaceae. The record is from RefSeq and is a predicted model, not a curated record. Gene Ontology annotation, molecular function: snoRNA binding.
AUGGUGGUCACGAGGAGUAGAUUAGACACCCAACUGGCAGCCAAGCCCAAGAAGAUCAAGUUCAAUGACGACGAUACUAUUAAUGAAUCCGAAUACAACACCGCUGAAGAAAAUGAGACUGUUAACGACGAACCCAAUGGCUCAGAAAGUUCAGCAUCUGAAUCUGAUUCCGAUGAAGCUCCUGAAGAAGAGUCGACAUCUACAGCAAAGAGCGCAUUAAUAGACGAGCAAAGGCGGCAAAAGGCUCUACGGCGCCAGGUUAUGAAAGAACAGAAGCAUUUGCGCCGUUUGCAGGAUCAACAUAACAAACAGCAGCAAGAGCUUAAGAGAAGCCGAAGUCAAACAGAAAAGCAAAUUGAGCUCCCCGAGUUUCUUCCUGAUGAUAUUAUGACGGACAUACAGACUCUGGGUGUUAAUGAUGAGUACACAGAGAAGAAGAACACAUACAAAAAGUUCGAUGAUGAAAAAGAUAUACGAGCGCUGAAAAUUGAAAAGCUCAAAGCAUUGAAAAAAUCCAGAAGUGCAGCCAUUCAAAAAGGGCCCGUUCGAGUCCAGGUGCAUACGACGAUCAACAAGAAACAAGUUCCCAUGGCAGAGCGAAAAAUCGUGGGUUCGAGGGAUAAGUGGCUUCAUCGCAAGUCGUUGAACAGGAAAUAA